This is a messenger RNA of Aureobasidium uvarum, 1619 nucleotides long. The record is from the annotation of a GenBank genome assembly. Lineage: Eukaryota; Fungi; Ascomycota; Dothideomycetes; Dothideales; Saccotheciaceae.
ACGCUUACCUUUCGGUGCCCGCAGCCAUGUCAAAUCGUUCCAGCAGCCAAGUCCGCAACCUGCUCGCCAUGUUCGAGAACAACAACAACAGCGCCAACACCACCACCACAUCCACCGACUCUACCUCGCCUGACCGCGGCCGCUCCAACGGCCAUCUGUCCCCGGCUUCCAACGGCGACCGUCCCCUGUCAAAGGUCCGCUCGAGCUUCGUCUCUGUCGAGCACGGCAGCCCAAGCAGCCCCAGCCCGGCCAUGGACAUCGACCCGCAAAAGACAAAGGAAGAGUACCAGUCCAGGCAAGAGAGCUCUGCCAGCCUCCGCCGGCACAGCUUCAGCCUCGACGAAGGCAGCAAUGCCAUUGCCAACCUCAGGCAGAGUAUGAGCCAGGAGUCGGAACGCAGGGGCUCGAACCCCAUGGUGGCAGAGACUAUCCCGGAGGCUGCCAUUGAGCAGACCCCCGCCGUUACCACUCCUGCAGUCGAGGCCAAGGACUACAUGGCCGCCGGACAGAUUGCUCAUGGUAACAGCGAUAUGCCUCAGAGCAAGCUCCGAGACGAGGUCACAGCCGCCGACGUUGGUGAGCCCGCCGACACCAUCCAGACCACGGAAGCCGACGCGGCUCGACCUAUGACGCUACCUGCUGAUGAUAUGCCUGCCGACAAUCCUGACAAGCCGGUAUCUGGUGCGCAAGAGGAGCCCGGCUCCAUGCAGCCUUCUGACCUCACGGAUCGCUCCCUCGUCUCACCUACCCCUGACGCCAAUGCAGACGAGAAGUCGACGCCUCCUGCGAAGCUCCCUUCGCGUGCCCGUCGUGGCACUGUCACAGCCGCCGAUGCAAGCCCUGCCUCUGUACCCCAUAGACCUGCCAACAUUGUCGCAACCGCGCCCGAGCCAUCAGUCGAAGCCCCUAANGACACCAACCUCUGUCAAGAAAGCGCCUGCGCCCACUUCUGUCAAGAAUCAUCAUCUACCCUCUCGCCUAAGCCCCCGGUUCGGAAGCCUAGCAAUUCUUCUCUUACUCAGGCCAAGUCGAAGCCCGACGCUGCUUCUAACAAGACGAAAUCUCCUCAGUCUAAACCCACACGUCCUCGAUCGCCCACACGACCAGUCAAGGUUUCUUCGCAUCUCACUGCCCCUACUGCCGCUUCGGCAGCAAGACAAGAAUCUCAGCCUCCCAAGGCUUCAGUGUCUGUUUCCAAGCCUGCUGUGACCAACCGCCCCCAAGCACGUGCUCCUGCAGCUUCCGCAAAGCCCGUUGCUCGACCAUCAGUUGCGUCGACCUCGAGCGCACCCAAGAAAGCCGAAAGCAAACCUGCCGCUGCUUCCAAAGGAUCCGAUGAUGGUUUCCUUGCACGUAUGAUGAGACCGACUGCAAGCUCAGCCAGCAAGGCGCAUGACAAGACUGAGGCCAAAAGCCCUCCCAAGCGAACACCCUCGGUGAUCAAAUCAAAGACUUCGGCAAAGCCCAAGACAACAAAGGUCGAAAAGUCCAAAUCUUCAUUCUCGGCUGAGAAGGCAGAGCAAGCAGCCGGUGCUUCAACACCACAAGGAUCAACCGGUGACCAUCAUGACACUGCCGGAUUAGAGGCUACUCCGGCAUUCGACGCUGCGACGAUUCGU